Molecule: messenger RNA, 276 nt
Organism: Anisakis simplex (herring worm)
Lineage: Eukaryota; Metazoa; Nematoda; Chromadorea; Rhabditida; Anisakidae
Source: the annotation of a GenBank genome assembly
AUGUUGCAACUGAACGAUAUGGCAUUCUUUAAUCGAGACUGCGUUCCAACACAUCUCUCACUACCGGUGCAAUCGAUCAGUUUCGGUAAUAUGAUCAACGCUGCCACAUAUUACUCGCAUUUCAAGCGUGAAACUGCACAGGGUCAAGCUGCUCAACAGUCGUGCAGAUGGCUAAGCGUAUUAAGUAAUCAGCGCAUCGAUCAAGCCAUGUUCGUGGACAUGGAACAUGAUCGUAGUCUGUUGACUGUACGCUUCGCUUUAUUGGACGGUCAGUAG